This is a messenger RNA of Coccomyxa subellipsoidea C-169, 1851 nucleotides long. RefSeq lists its product as hypothetical. The record is from RefSeq and is a predicted model, not a curated record. NCBI's taxonomy places the organism in Eukaryota, Viridiplantae, Chlorophyta, Trebouxiophyceae, Coccomyxaceae. The transcript has 10 exons. Gene Ontology annotation, molecular function: protein binding. Bases 1 to 1851 code for a protein of 616 amino acids. Gene Ontology annotation, biological process: endoplasmic reticulum unfolded protein response.
AUGGAUGAGACCACUUCUGCAAGCCCAGAUAUUCCGUUCAUUGUCAAACGGCCCGCGCUGACCAAUGUCAAAGACCUUAUGAUGAAGCUUCCCGACGAUGCCACUGUGAAGGACGUAAAGGCUAAACUAUCGAAGGUCUAUGAUGAUCAUCCUCCUCCCGCAGCCAUUACGGUCAUCUUUGCCGGGAAGGUCCUGAAAGAUGACAGCAUGCUCCUGAAGGAAAUCUUGGCGUCGGUGGCAGGGGACAUUAUGCCAGCACUGCACGUCGUGGUGCGCCCAUGGGGCUCCGCCCCCGAUGCCACCGCAAUUGAUGCUGUAGCCAGUGCAACCACCGCGCAGCCCUACGCAUACCCACCGGCCCCGCGGCCGCAGCCGCAGCCGCAGCGGCAGGCGACGGCGCUUCAGCAGGCUCGGCCAGUGGUCGCGGCAACCAACCCCGCCGCAAAUUCCCCCGGCUUCCAAGGGGCGGCCCGCGGUGCUCCGGCACCCACCGCACCCGCGGCGGCGGCGGCCCCCGGGAGCGCGGGUCGGCCAGCUGGCGCGGUUGCCGCCGCCAGUGCCGCCGAGCGCCGGUCUGCAGCUUCUGCCGCUGCCGCGUCCUCGGCGGCCGACAAGGGAAAGGCGCCCGCGGCGUCGUCGGCCGCCGUGCCGAGGCAGCCGCUGCCUCAGCCGCUGUCGCCGUCUGUGUCCCCAACUCUCCCCAACGGGCAGAGGUCGUCUAGCAGCCUGCCGCAGCCGGAGCUGCCGCCGCAGCUGGUGAACAACCCAGCCAUGGCCGCAGCAUUCAGCGCCGCGUUCGCUGCGCUGACAUCACCCACCGCCAUCCACAACCUGGGCGUCCCUCAGCGCGGAUUCCUGCAGCCGCAGAUCCCUCAACAGGGGCAGGGAACGUCUCAGCAGGCGUUGCUGGACGCGCUGCUGUCUGGGCAGCCCCUGGGGCAGCAGCACCCCUUCCCCCACCUGCAGCCCAUUUUCCCCCAGCCCAUCUCCUACAUGCCCGUCCUUGGCCUGGUUCAGCCGCCCCCGAGCGAGAACGGGCAGCAGCAGCAGCCGCACUAUGCGCCUGUUCUGGCGCCAGUGGUGCCCAUGAUGAUGCCUUAUGGCAUGAUGCCCUACUCCACCGGACCCGUGCAUUUUGCCCCGCAGCCGCCGCCGCAGCCGCUGUCCACGGGGCAGCCGCAGCCGCAGCCGCCGCCACCGCCGGGGCCCCCUGUGCAGAACCUGUUCCAAGGCGUGCCGGGGGUGAAUAUGUGGCAGCAGGAGGGCGCGGCGCUGGGGAAUGCGGUGGCGCAGGGGGCGCGGGGGGCGCGGGGUGAGAGGAGGGAACGCCGUCCGCGGCAGAUUCGCGUGCGCAUGGUGCAGAUAAACCUGCGCGCCAUCCUGCAGCUCGCAGUCAUGGGCAUCAUCCUCUACCAGCACUGCCCGCCGGGCCGCUUCCUGCUGUUUGCCACUGUGGGCCUCGCACUGUAUGUUAUGGGGCCGGCUCCGCUCCGACGCGCGUGGCAGCGGCUGCUCGCCAUGCUCCCGCCCAUGCAUGGUCCGGGGCAGCAGGUGGCCGGCGCGGGAGGCGCGGCGCCGGGGCCGGCCAAUGGCGGCGCGCAUGCGGCGGGUGCCGGCGCCGGCGCCGGCGCGCGGCCGGCGGCGCCGGCGGCCGGGGCCGGGGCCGGGCCGACGGGACGAGCGCGGCCGCGCGGAUUUGUGCAGGAGAUGCAGGCGCUUGUUGUGGGCUUCUUCACUUCCCUGUUGCCAGGUUUCAAUAUCAAUCCAGAGGAUGCUGCUGCAUUUGCAGCUGCGCAGCAGGUGGCAAACGGGAACGAGGCUAUGGCUGCAGCAAGGGAGCACAGAGACUGA